UUAUAAAAUGAUGGGUCCACCAAAAGGUUUCCAGUUUGCAAUUGAUAGAGGAGGUACCUUUACUGAUGUGUUUGCUCGUUGUCCAAAUGGCAAGGUGCGGGUUAUGAAGCUGCUCUCAGUGGACCCUCAGAACUAUGAUGAUGCACCUAGAGAAGCCAUAAGAAGAAUCUUACAAGAGGAAACUGGCAAUGCUUUAGACACAGAUGGCAAGGUGAAUUCUUCCCUAAUAGAGUCUAUAAGAAUGGGAACAACAGUUGCUACAAAUGCCCUUUUAGAGCGUAAAGGAGCUAAAAUGGCACUGGUUAUCAACAAGGGUUUCAAAGAUCUUCUGCUUAUUGGAAAUCAAGCUAGACCAAACAUAUUUGAUUUGAAUAUCAGACGUCCAGAAGUUUUAUAUGUGGAUGUAGUAGAAGUCGACUGUAGAGUAAUACCAGCACUUGAAGACCGUUGCCAGAUAGAUAAAUCCAAACAUAACUGGAAAGUAGUGUAUGGUACAACAGGACAGAAGAUGCUUAUCACAAAAGAUAUUGAUGAUGAAGCUGUAAAUAAAGACUUGAUGGAACUAAAAAAGAAAGGAAUAGACAGUAUUGCAGUUGUAUUAGCACACAGCUACACAUAUGCAGAACAUGAAAAGAAAAUUGGAAAAAUUGCUGUUGAAUUAGGUUUCGACCAAGUAUCGCUAUCUCACUCUGUGACGUCAAUGGUGCGUCUGGUCCCGCGCGGGUUUACGGCGUGCGCGGACGCAUACCUCACGCCGCACAUUCGCGAGUACCUGAAGGGCUUCGCUGAAGGAUUCUCCGAGGGCUUACGGAACUCCAACGUGCUGUUCAUGCAGAGCGACGGUGGAUUGACACCUAUGAACAUGUUCAAUGGUUCUCGUGCCAUACUUUCUGGCCCCGCUGGUGGCGUGGUUGGCUAUGCAUUGACGUCAUAUCAAAAGGAAACCGACCUACCUGUUAUAGGUUUCGACAUGGGCGGGACGUCGACGGACGUGUCGCGGUACGCGGGCGCGCUCGACCACGUGCACGAGGCCACUACCGCCGGCGUCACCAUACAGGCGCCGCAGCUUGACAUAAACACGGUGGCGGCCGGCGGGGGGUCGAUGUUGUUCUUCCGUUCGGGUCUGUUCGUGGCGGGCCCGCAGUCGGCGGGCGCGCAGCCCGGCCCCGCCUGCUACAGGAAGGGCGGCCCGCUCACAGUCACCGACGCCAAUCUCGUGCUCGGACGUUUAAUACCUGAAUAUUUUCCAAAAAUAUUUGGUCCUCAAGAAAAUGAACCGUUAGACAAAGAUGCUUCAAUAAAAGUUUUUUCAAAACUGACGGAAGAGAUCAACAGUUUUAUUCUGAAGGAAGGCGGUAAAAAGAUGACCAUGGAAGAGGUAGCAAUGGGCUUCAUAAAUGUCGCGAACGAGGCGAUGUGCCGGCCAAUAAGGUCUCUGACGACUGCGCGCGGUCACGACGCUCGCGCGCACGCACUGGCGUGCUUCGGCGGCGCGGGCGGGCAGCACGCGUGCUCCGUGGCCAAGAGACUCGGCAUUACUACUGUCUUACUGCACAAAUACGCCGGUAUCUUAUCGGCGUACGGUAUGGCGUUGGCGGACGUGGUGGAGGAGGCGCAGCAGCCGAGUGCGGCGCGGUACUGCCCGGAGCAGUUUCCCGAGCUGGACAGACAGCUUGAUGUGCUGGCUGCCGUCUGCCGGGACAAGCUGCGAGCACAGGGCUUCACGGAUGCACAGAUAGUGACGGAGCCGUACUUGCAUCUGCGGUACGCGGGUACGGACUGCGCGCUCAUGGUGGCGCCGCAACCCGGGACUAGCGCGACACGACAUGGCGACUUCUAUGCUGCGUUUAUAAAACGGUACGAGAGCGAGUUCGGCUUCACGUUGUCCGGUAGAGACGUGUUAGUGGACGACGUCCGAGUCCGCGGUAUUGGCCGCAGCUCCGUGCCGGAGGAGACUGCGCCACCUAGCGGGAAGGGCACCCAGCCCACUGUUGAGAAGGUGGUGCAAGUAUACUUCGACGGUCGGUACCAUGAUACGGCGAUAUACUCGCUGGAUAAGCUGCGGCCGGAUCAGCAGGUACCCGGACCCGCCAUCAUCAUGGACAGCCUCUCCACCAUACUCAUUGAGCCAGACUGCCACGCCGACAUAACCAAGUACGGCGACAUCCGCAUCACGGUGGGCGCAGGCCAGACGCAGACAGUCGGCGCCGACCUUGACUCCGUGCAGCUCAGCAUAUUCUCGCACCGGUUCAUGUCCAUCGCGGAGCAGAUGGGACGGGUGCUGCAGCGCACGUCGAUCUCUGUGAACAUCAAGGAGCGGCUGGACUUCUCGUGCGCGCUGUUCGGUCCGGACGGCGGGCUGGUGUCGAACGCGCCGCACAUACCCGUACACCUCGGCGCCAUGCAGGCCACUGUGCAGUAUCAGAUGGAAGUGCGCGGCGACAGCCUAAAGCCGGGUGACGUGAUACUGGCCAACCACCCCAAGGCCGGCGGCUCCCACCUCCCUGACUUUACCGUCAUCACGCCCGUCUUUCACAACUCGAAGAAACCAAUAUUCUUCGUGGCGUCGCGCGGCCACCACGCGGACAUCGGCGGUCUGACGCCGGGCUCGAUGCCGCCGCACUCCACCUCGCUGCCGCAGGAGGGCGCCGCCUUCCGCUCCUUCCUGCUGGUGGACGCCGGCCGCUUCAACGAGGAGGAGCUUGUUAAAGAACUGAUGAAGCCUGGUGAGGUGCCUGGGUGUUCCGGAACAAGAAAUUUAGCUGAUAACCUCUCGGACUUGAAAGCGCAGGUUGCGGCCAACCAGAGGGGUAUUCAGCUAGUGGGCGAGCUGAUAGAUCAGUACGGGCUGGGCGUGGUGCAGGCGUACAUGGCGCACAUACAGCGCAACGCCGAGCUCGCCGUCAGAGACAUGCUCAAAGACAUAGCUGAGAAGUGCAUCGAGCGAACGGGAUCAGCUGUUCUGGAGGCUACGGACUACAUGGACAACGGCACACCGAUACAUCUCAAGAUAACUCUUGACAAGGACGAAGGAAGCGCCAUCUGUGAUUUUACUGGGACAGGAGUAGAAGUGUGGGGUAAUCUGAACGCCCCGAAGGCCAUCACACUGUCUGCUCUUAUUUACUGCUUGCGGUGUAUGGUUGGACACGACAUUCCUCUCAAUCAGGGCUGUCUCAACCCAAUAACGGUAAUCGUCCCGGUGGGUUCGAUCCUGGACCCGUCAGACUCCGCGGCGGUGGUGGGGGGCAACGUGCUCACCUCGCAGCGCGUCGUCGACGUCGUGCUCAAGGCUUUUCAGGUUUGUGCAGCGUCUCAGGGCUGCAUGAACAACUUGACGCUGGGCGAGGCCAGUUGGGGCUACUACGAAACCGUGGCGGGCGGCAGCGGAGCGGGUCCGGGCUGGCACGGCGCGGGCGGCGUGCACACACACAUGACCAACACGCGCAUCACGGACCCCGAGAUUGUCGAGACGCGCUACCCCAUACUCGUCAGCCGCUUCUCGCUACGUCCGAACAGCGGCGGCAAAGGCGAGUGGGCGGGCGGGGACGGCGUGCGUCGCGAGCUGGUGUUCCGGCGGAGCGUGCAGCUGUCCGUGCUCACCGAGCGACGCGCCUUCCAGCCUUACGGGAUGAACGGCGGGGAACCGGGUGAGAGAGGUCUUAACCUGCUGCAGCGUGCGGACGGCAGACUCAUCAACCUCGGCGGAAAGGCGUCGGUUGAAGCUUAUCCCGGGGACGAAUACAUAAUGUGCUCUCCUGGUGGCGGCGGAUAUGGAAAACCCCGUGAGGAGUAGAUGAAUAUGGCUCCCAUUUUAGGAGUAAUUCAGAACAAAUAUUUUUGAUACAAAAAAAAAUAUAAUCAAUUGAAAAUACAAAGUGAUAAUGCAGUGCCAUUAUUAUGAAAAAAGAUAUCUAAGUUUGGCAUCUUGAGUAGGUUUAAGUACAAAUUGUAACUAUGCAAAAUACACAAUUUUUAAUAUUUUGUUAUUAAUUUGUUAUGUUAUUUACUUGUUAUAUUUAGAAAUACGGAAGGAUCCAAUUUAAUGCAUUUAUUAUUAUUCUCAAAAAAUAUAAAAUAUUUUAUGCAUCGCGCAAAUAGGAGAGUAAUGAGCAAGCAAUAAACCAAUGUGAUAGGAUCUCAUAUAAAAACAGAGGUUUUAUAGCUUUUUAUAUUUUUAACUAUGAUUUAC
This is a messenger RNA of Aricia agestis (brown argus), 4189 nucleotides long. RefSeq names its product 5-oxoprolinase. Gene Ontology annotation, biological process: glutathione metabolic process. The coding region runs from base 8 to 3793 and encodes 1261 amino acids. Lineage: Eukaryota; Metazoa; Arthropoda; Insecta; Lepidoptera; Lycaenidae. The record is from RefSeq and is a predicted model, not a curated record. The transcript has 29 exons. Gene Ontology annotation, cellular component: cytosol. Gene Ontology annotation, molecular function: 5-oxoprolinase (ATP-hydrolyzing) activity.